Messenger RNA from Limanda limanda (common dab), 2514 nucleotides. Its product is annotated as transforming growth factor-beta receptor-associated protein 1. The record is from RefSeq and is a predicted model, not a curated record. Gene Ontology annotation, cellular component: membrane; cytoplasm. The transcript has 11 exons. NCBI's taxonomy places the organism in Eukaryota, Metazoa, Chordata, Actinopteri, Pleuronectiformes, Pleuronectidae. The coding region runs from base 1 to 2514 and encodes 837 amino acids. Gene Ontology annotation, biological process: intracellular protein transport; endosomal vesicle fusion; vesicle-mediated transport.
AUGGCUUUUAAAGCAUUCACAAAAACACAGAUCUAUGAAAAACACGAAGCUCCAAAAGAAAAGGACAAAUUCGGGAUCCAGUGCCUCGAGUGCUUCGAUCGAAAUCUGUAUAUUGGGAGUAAAAAUGCAACAGUGCAGCACCUGAUCCUACAAAACAGCACCAACCCAGACCUGAGUCCUGGUCAGAGCCAAACCAGAGAAGGUAGAGCCAGAAAACUGGGCUCCAGCAACCCAGUCGUCCAACUGAGAGCGGUCCCGCUUUUCAACCACUUGCUGGUCCUGUGGGACCGCGGCGUCACGGCCCUCAACAUGUUCUCCCUGGAGCCGGUUCCUGGCUUGAAGAAAAUCCAGCACGUGUCUCUGUUUGAGGUUGGCGACUCCUUGCUCACAGCUCGGGCAGGAUGCGUGCAGCUGGUGACUUCCUCCAGCCGCAGGAGAGUGGUGCACAUCCACGUGGUGGGAGUGGACAGGUGGGAGGUUGUAAAGGAGGUGUCUCUACAACAGGAUCCCGUGGCCUUGGCAAUAGAUGGCACCAGUCUGUGUGUAGGCACCUGUGACAGGUACCUCCUCUGGGACGUGGAGACUGGGAGCAAAGAGGAGCUUUUUCCUCACAAUCACAACAAGCAAGGCGUCAUUGUUACCUCAGUGGGACGAGGGGAGUUCCUCCUGAAUGGGCCUGAAUCUUUGGGCAUGUUCGUGAUGAAGACAGGGAUUUGCCAGCGCCCCCCCCUGCAGUGGCCUCAGGAGGUGCUGGCAGCCACAGUAUGUUUCCCUUACAUCCUCACCCUGCAGCCCCAAGUGCUGUCUGUGUACAGCAUGUUGGAUCAGCGGUGCAAGCAGAGUGUGAGCCUCCAUGGAGGGAAGGGUCUGCUCUCCACUUCAGAUGGCGUGUUGGUGUUCACAGAGAGAGAGAUUUUCAGUUUGCAUCUGGUGCCGUUUGAAGAGCAGAUCCAGACGCUUGUAGGACACGAGAGGGUCGAGGAGGCUUUACUGCUGCUGGACGGGGUUCAGAGCCGUCGUCCACUUGACUCAUACAAGGAGCUGCAGAAGGCCGUCACUUGCCUGGCUGGAUUUGUUCAUUUUUACCGGGAGGGUUUUUCCGAGGCCAGAGAACUAUUCAUUGCAGGCGAGCUGGACCCCAGAGAACUCAUCCUCCUCUACCCAGACAUGAGGUCGUGUCUCGGCAACGACUUUCAGUCCCAGUUUGAUCAGGGGACCAAGAAGGGCGGGGCUCUCCAGGUGCUCUGGGGGGAGGACACAAACAUGUUUCAUCACUACCUGGACUUCCUGGCAGAUUUUCUCCGAGCUGUCAGGGGGACUGAGAGAGACUCAGCGUGCAGUGCGGAGGUGGACUGCGCCCUCCUGAGGCUGUACGUGGUACUGGGAGACACUGGGAACCUGCAGCAGCUUGUCACUUCUCCUAAUGAGUGCAGGCUGGAUCACUGUGUUCCUGCUCUGGAGAAAAACAACAGAUUUUUUGCGUUAGGUUCCCUCUAUCAAAGCCAAGGGAGGCAAACUGAUGCAAUAAAGACUUGGGUAACGAUUGCAGACGGCUCCCACCAACACGACUCUUGCUCAGAUGUGUACGGACACAUAGUGCAGACUCUCAGUCAGCUGGAAGACAGAGAUAUCGUGAGGAAGUUUGCAGACUGGACUCUGCAAAAAAAUCAAGAGAAAGGUGUGCACAUUUUCACCAACCGCCCUCCAGACGAUCGACUGGAGACACAGGACGUCUUCCUCCUCUUGGAGAAAUAUCCGCUGGCGUCGGUUUUGUAUCUUGAGUUCCUGAUCCAUGAUUUAAGCAGCGAGGAGGAAAGUCAUCACAGCCGUCUGGCCUUGGCCUAUGUUACUCAGACACUGCGAGAGGAAGAGGAAGCAGAUUUGAGGUCGACCAGGGGGAAGUUGCAACAUCUGUUAUGGGAAUCCAAAUUCUACGACGUCUCCACUGUAUACGAGAGAGUCCAGUCAACGACCCUACACGUAGAGACAGCCAUUCUCCUCGGCAGGAGUGGGGACCACUCCCGGGCGCUGCAGCUGCUUGUUCACCGGGAGCGAGACCCCCAGGCUGCAGAGGCCUACUGCUGCAGGGCUGCCCAGGGCCAGGACCCUCCCUUCAGACAGGCCCUGCUGCUCACCCUGCUCCAGAUCUACCUGAGCUCCGAGGAUCCCAGCGGCACUGCGGUGGAUCUGCUGAACGACAACCCGCGGGCCUUUGCAGCGGAGAAGGUCGUCCAGCUCCUGCCCGACUCUUGGUCUGUUCAGCUUGUCUCCCAGUUCUUAGUCGGGUCCGUGAGGGCAACGCUCCACCAGAGUCGCCUGGUGAAGCUGCAAAAGGCACUGGCCCAGGUGGAGCUCAUGCGGCACAAGGUCACUUGGAUGCAGGCCUCAAAAGCAAUGCUCAGACUGGACAAGGAGCAGAAGUGUCAGGUCUGUCAGCGAGUCCUCGCCGAGCCUCACUUUGCCUGUGACCUGCACGGCGAGCUCAUGCACGUGGGCUGCUCUGGCUUUUUUUAG